AUGGUCGCUGCGGCGCGAAUCCACGGCGGUAAUCACGACCCCGGGGCUGAGGCCGCACCUGCGCCGCGCUCAUCACGUCUCAUCCUCACCUUCAUCGCUGCGGGUCUCUCGCAGCCACAGACGCUGCUGGACCUUGUCCCAGCACACCCGACAUCUGCUGUUCUACCCGCUCGUUUCUGUCUUCAGCCCACCACCAUCUUCAAGAUGGCGAUCGCCAAAGCGCUUCCUAAACUCAAAGUCGAAGUAUUCGUCAAGAACGCUCCGCUUGAGGAGCACGUCGACGACGAUGAUCAAACUUCGGAUAACGAGGUUACUAAAUUCAUCGAAGCUUCGUCUGGUGACAACUUCGAAGUCAAAUACCGCUUCUCUCCUGGGUUCAGCAUACGUCACGCCAUGUUGGUUGAGUUGGAGAUUGAUGGCGAGUAUGCCGACUCUGCUGUCUUCAACCCUGGCAGUUCUGUCCGCUGGAACAGCACGUAUGUCUUCAAGGGAUCGCGGGAAUUCGAAGAUGGCGGAUACUUUGUGAGGAAGUUCUGUUUCUCGCAGCUCGAAAUUGAUGGUUACGUCUUUCCCUGUCUCUUGAGUCACCGGGUCGCUGACUUCUGCUUCAGAUGA
Messenger RNA from Alternaria infectoria, 615 nucleotides. RefSeq lists its product as uncharacterized. The record is from RefSeq and is a predicted model, not a curated record. Lineage: Eukaryota; Fungi; Ascomycota; Dothideomycetes; Pleosporales; Pleosporaceae. Bases 1 to 615 code for a protein of 204 amino acids. The transcript has 2 exons.